AAUGAACAGAAUCCUUAGGCAGGUGCGAUACUGGAGUAGAAUUAAAUCAUGGCACAGAAGCUGCUGAUAAUCGACACAGACUGUGGUAUAGAUGAUGCUCUGGCAAUCAUAGUUGCUCUGGCAGCUCCUAAUGUGAAGGUUUUGGGCAUCACCUGCUGCUUCGGGAACACCAAUGUGGACAAUGUGUGUAUGAAUGUAAUGCGGGUCCUGACAGUCUGUCAACAAACCCAGAUUCCAGUAUUCAAAGGUUCUGCGGCUCCUUUACUUGGGCCAGAGCUGCCACUGAAAGAUCACUUUGGCACAGAUGGGCUUGGAGGCGUUUUGGAGAACUCUGAGGAAUGGAAGCAGCAGAUACAGAAAGAGCAUGCGGUUCAUGCCAUAUUAAGGCUGGUCAAUGAAAACCCAGGACAGGUAUCUCUCAUAGCUCUUGGUCCACUCACCAACUUGGCUUUGGCUGUUAGAUUAGAUCCCGGUCUCCCUCAGAAACUCAAGGAUCUGUAUGUAAUGGGCGGUAACAUGGAAGGCAAGGGGAAUAUGACGCCAUCGUCAGAGUUUAAUUUCAGGAUGGAUGCUGAAUCAGCUUAUGUAGUCUUGGAGGAAUACACCUGCCCGACACACAUCGCAACCUGGGAGUUUACUUGCAGAAACAAACUAUCUUGGGAGUAUUUUGAGGAACUGGUUAAUCAGAAAACAUCAGUUGCUCAAUUCAUAAAGAAGAUCACAUCCAAGUGCUGGGCCUACUCUAGAGAUUUUAACUCCAGCAACAACAAAGACGUGCUCUUUGGGAAAGGGUUUGUCCCCUAUGAUGCCUUUGCUGUGGCAGCCUGUCUGGACAGCAGUGUGAUCACAGAGAGUUUGCGGUGUGCUGUACGUGUGGAGGUACGAGGUGAACUGGGACGAGGCAUGAUGAUUGUGGACGCAGCCAAUACACUGAAAAAAGGCCAUCUUGCUUUUGUGAUGAGGACAUGUGACCUUAAAAAGUUCAGCUCAAUGCUCAAUGCUUCUUUUCAAAUAGCAUAGAAAUAAAGCUCAUUGCAGUGCUUUUGUAUUACAAGAUUUCAAUCUUCAGAUGUGAGCUGAAAAUUAAAACUUGCUGUUAAUGUACUUAUAAUUCUUUAAAACAUUAAAGGUUUUUAGCUGAAA
Danio rerio (zebrafish) is the source of this 1143-nucleotide messenger RNA. The record is from RefSeq and is marked predicted. Gene Ontology annotation, molecular function: hydrolase activity, hydrolyzing N-glycosyl compounds. Lineage: Eukaryota; Metazoa; Chordata; Actinopteri; Cypriniformes; Danionidae.